AUGUUGUCGGAAAGCAGAGAAUGUAUUGUGCCAAACGAGGCGAAGACUCCCCAAACAAUUGAUACUAUGGACAAAAAUAAUCAUAAUCGCCGUUUCGACGAUAAUGAUGAGCUCCCGCAAGUCCGACUCUCACUAGGCGAACCGACUGGCCACAGAAAGAGAUUCGAACCUCUGUCAGAAAGCGCGCUUAACCUCUACGCAUUGAUAAUUGCAGCAACUAUCGGAAUUCUCGGAUUACUCGGUCUUGUCAUCGCCGUCAUUAUUCUUGCUUACAAAUAA
Messenger RNA from Caenorhabditis bovis, 279 nucleotides. The record is from the annotation of a GenBank genome assembly. Lineage: Eukaryota; Metazoa; Nematoda; Chromadorea; Rhabditida; Rhabditidae.